Molecule: messenger RNA, 342 nt
Organism: Orbilia oligospora ATCC 24927
Lineage: Eukaryota; Fungi; Ascomycota; Orbiliomycetes; Orbiliales; Orbiliaceae
Exons: 2
Coding region: 1-342 (113 amino acids)
Source: RefSeq, a predicted model, not a curated record
AUGUGGCUCCCGAAAGACCUAGUUUACGAGGGUGGGUCGUCGGGAAUUCCAGGCGUCUACCAGAACAAUUUACGCGGCCAAACCGAUUUACCGACUGAUAAAGCUUCAGAUAUCUACGGCUUCAUGCAAAUUGUCGAGUUGUCGGAAUACUUUACCCGCUUUACAGCAUAUAUAACGGAUAAGGGGUUCAUUGAGCAUCGUGAGCCUAGACAUGAGGAUGGCCCGCCUGCGCAAACCCUCGAUUCUAUCACAACAGACAUUUUCAAGUUGAGAGGAAAUCUCGCUUUUAGAGUCGAAUAUCAAAAGAAGGAAAAGAUUAAGAGAAAUCGACCUCUAUCUUAA